AGCAAUUAUCUGUUCUUGAAAUUCCUGACUGGAUCUUUUCACCCUGACAAAUGAAGAAGGCAAUAAAAGUGGUAAACAUUUAAUCACGUGAUUUAUCACUUGAUCCUGACAGUUCUGGGUGUCACGAACAGAUGAUCAGGACGAGCUUCCUAGUUUUCCUUCAAAUCAACGACCUCCCUUUACGCUUUGAUCGUCUCCAAGUGAGCUGUCCUAACCGUAGACGAUCUUUUGAGCUCACCUGUCGCUAGGAUACUUUGCCCUCCUCUCCUGCCACGCCAUUGGAGGAUGAGUGAUGGGGGAAGUACUGCUCCGCUGGAAGUUUACCUUCGUUUAGAAAAUUAAAGUCUAAAACAAGAGAGCAAUCGCUGUGAUUGGAACUUUUUAGGUGGUCUGUUGUUUCAAAAGUGACUUUAUUCCAUAAUCUUAAGGAGUCCAGCCGUGUCGCGAUGGAGUUUGGAGAAGAAUCGUCGCCUGCUCUGGCCUUCGAGAAGGACGCUUUUGAGCUCACUGUCGAAGAUGUGUAUGACAUUUCCUACGUGAUCGGCCGAGAUUUGUUAAAAAUAAGCAGCACCGGUGAAGAAGUGUCGGAUUUGCAGUUCAGGAUAGUCCGAGUCCUGGAAAUGUUUGAAACUCUGGUGAACAAGUACAAUCUGUCAGUGGAGGAGCUGAAAAUGGAGCGGGACAACCUGAAGGCAGAGCUGGACAGGAUCAUCAGGGAGGGCUCUUCCUCCUCCGGACAGAGCGGGCAGCAAACUGUGGCAGCUAAUCAACUGGUGGUGGACCUGAAUGACCCCAACAGACCGCGCUUCACAAUGCAGGAGCUGAAGGAGGUUCUGCAGGAGAGGAACCAGCUGAAGGCUCAGCUCAUGGUGGCCCAAGAGGAGCUUCAGCUGUAUAAGAGUGGGAUUCUACCUCAGUCCGAACCCACCAUGGUCGACGUGGAUCUGGGUACGCCGCCAGCCACAGAGGAUAGUUCAUCCACAGUAAAUGAAAAGACAACUAUAGGAAAACUGUUUUCAUUCAGGAGAAAAUGAGAGGAAUCCUUCAGACGAUCUCACUGUCUUGGAGGCAAAUGGGAUUUAUCUGCACAAUUUUUAACCACUUUUGUAAUUAUUGUUGUUUUCACAUGUCAGUCUAACAAUAUUUUGUAUCAUUUUUAACCUAAUAUGAUUUUAAGUAUUACAAUACUGGAAAAGCUGAACUAUAAAUAUGUUUAGGUAACUGUUCCCUGUUCAAGCAUUUUUAAAAAUGUGCUCAUUUAAGUUUUGUCUUAAAUUAUGAAGUAAACAAAUGGAUCAAAUAUGGUCCCAUCCAGUCAAUCGUAUCAACAAAACAAUGCAGAUUUUAUUUUUUAUGCUGGAUUUUUGGGGCCAUUUGCUAUUGAAGUGUUGUAAAUGUUGCCGGUUGUGAAGAAAUUAGGAAAAAAUACCACUCAGACAUAAUGUGUGAUAUGCAAAGUGGCAAUAAAAACAGGGAUGCUGAUUGUUGACA
Poecilia reticulata (guppy) is the source of this 1491-nucleotide messenger RNA. RefSeq names its product Rab interacting lysosomal protein-like 2 (gene rilpl2). Gene Ontology annotation, biological process: cilium assembly. The record is from RefSeq and is a predicted model, not a curated record. Gene Ontology annotation, cellular component: cytoplasm; ciliary basal body. Gene Ontology annotation, molecular function: protein dimerization activity; small GTPase binding; dynein light intermediate chain binding. NCBI's taxonomy places the organism in Eukaryota, Metazoa, Chordata, Actinopteri, Cyprinodontiformes, Poeciliidae.